AUCUUGUUAUAAAAUGAUGAGUUAUCACGUCGAGUUUGACUUCUACGUUCAUCCAAACAAACAAAAAAAAUCCGUUCUUGUUCAGAUCACUGCCAUAUCCCUGUGUAGUUAUGUGUGUGUCGUCUCUUUAAUUCGGAGAACCCAGGUUUUUGGAGUUGCAGCCAUUACUGGACCCUUGAGUUCCUUAACCCUCUUGGUCCUAACAUGUUUUUUUUUUUUUUUUUUUUUUUGUACUGCAUGAUAACAGCAGCAUAGUUAUGUUGCUAUUAACUGUAAUAUACAACACAGUAAAACUGUGUUUCUCAAUUAUUAUCUGUCUGCUAGAUCAGCUUGAACAAAAAUCUGCACCUAUCCACUGCUACUGUUCCUGCGCUAACCUUUUAAGACACAGUGAACACUAAUCUUUCCUAGUCUUUCGCCAUCGUCAUGGUGAAGCCAAGCGCAUACUUUGUCAUAUUUACUGUUUGUAGAAUUUGGGAGACUUUGUUCUGCCUCGUCUCUGUCUUCACUUUCUUUUCACCCUAUUUUUUGUCUUGUUUCUUUAGGGUUUGUUUAGUACACUUAUUAUCUCCUCCGCUCUGUGCUGUGUGUGCACAUGCUUAUUGUAUAAAUACCCCCCUACACAUAGAACAAAUACUUCCUGUGCACACACUGACAUUUACAGACUCACUGCCAUCUACUGUAGUGGGGGUACAAUUACUUUAUUUUUACAUGGCAGGAAAAUAGCAUGUUCCUGACUAUUCUAUGUCACAUGGACCCUCUUGGUAUCAUCACACCAUGGGCCCCAAGGGGAGCACGCCCAACUAUUUGAGAAGGGCUGCACCAAAAGGUUAUACAGCAAGUGAGCUGAUUUGGAAGGAAUGACCAUUUUGUAUUGCUGAAUGUGCAGCCCAUAAUGUCCCAAACGAUCAACCAUGACGAUGGAUGCUUUGUUGCCAUGGACACAGAGGACGAUGGCGCCAGCCCCUCCAGAAUAAUGCAGGCCCUUGAGGCAAAGCUGGAGUCUUAUCGAGAAGAAGGGAACAUGGACACUUUUGUCAAAGCUGGAGGGGGGACCAUGAUGGAGCUGCCUGAGGAAGUCCUUGAAUACAUACUGUCGUUUCUGUCACCUUAUCAGGAACACAAAACAGCUGCUCUUGUAUGCAAGCAGUGGUACCGCCUUAUAAAAGGUGUUGCUUAUCAGUGCUAUCAUGGUUUCAUAAGAGCUGUCCAGGAGGGAAACAUUCAAUGGGAAAGUCGAACAUAUCCUUAUCCAGGAACUCCAAUAACCCAGCGCUUUUCACACAGCGCAUGUUAUUAUGACUCAAAUCAGUCCAUGUAUGUGUUUGGUGGCUGCACCCAGAGUAGCUGCAAUGCUGCUUUUAAUGACUUAUGGAGACUGGACCUAAACAGCAAGGAGUGGAUCCGUCCUCUAGCUUCAGGUUCGUAUCCGUCACCCAAAGCUGGAGCAACUCUUGUGAUGCACAAAGAUCUGUUAGUGCUGUUUGGAGGCUGGACAAGACCUAGCCCUUACCCACUACACCAACCAGAGAGAUUUUUUGAUGAAAUCCACACCUACUCCCCUUCAAAGAACUGGUGGAACUGUAUUGUGACGACACAAGGACCGCCACCCAUGGCCGGCCACUCAUCAUCUGUCAUUGGAAACGUCAUGGUGGUGUUUGGAGGCUCAUUAGGAGCACGGCAAAUGAGUAAUGACGUGUGGGUUUUGGACUUGGAGCAGUGGUCUUGGUCCAAACCAGCCAUAUCUGGGCCAUGCCCACACCCGAGAGGUGGCCAAUCACAGAUUGUGAUUGAUGAUCACACGUUGCUUAUUUUGGGAGGUUGUGGAGGCCCAAAUGCUCUCCUCAAGGAUGCCUGGCUACUUCACAUGGAUGUACCCACGUGGAGGUGGCAACAGCUGCAGGUGGAAAACGAGGAUCAUGGUGCUCCAGAGCUUUGGUGCCACCCAGCUUGCAGAGUGGGUCAGUGUGUGGUGGUGUUCUCACAGGCUCCUUCUGGCCGUGCACCACUAAGCCCAAGUCUUAACUCUCGGCCCUCCCCCAUAAGUGCCAUACCUGCCCCCCUGGGCCCGGAACCUCCUUCAUUGCGCUCUCAGUCACCCGUUAGGAGCGGUGCGGCCGGUGUUGUUCUUGGCGCCGUCGAAGAGGCUCCGUGCGUUAACGGCCGAUGGGGCACCCUGAGACCCCGACCGACUGCCAGGGGAAAUGCCAGAGACUGCAGCCCGUCAUCUUCCCAGCAGCUGUCUCCUUCGCAAUGUCCCGAUAGCCCCCCUCUGCCUCCACAUCCGCCAUUGCUGAAUGGCUCCUCCCCUUCCCCACGGACCAGUCCGGCACAGGCUGCAUCACCACCCCUUCGCAGCCAUCCACCCGCCUCUACAGACUAUAGCUGGGAGGCUGCACAGCACCCCGAAAUACCCAGCACUAACGGCCUGCACACACCUCCCGCGGGUUCUGCGCGGACUCCACCGGGAGCAGUGUCCCCCGCUGCCUUACGACGAGGCCUGGAAGCGGUCAAAAACACAUCUUCCGCAUCUUUACCUUCUUCAUUAUCGUCGCCUUCCCUUCCAAUGCAGGGAUCUUCUUCUGGAGGAGGAAGUGGUGGAGCUGGAGCGGGCGCCCCUGGAACUCCCCCAUCCUCUUCCAGUCCCCCGCAGGCUGCAGGAGCAGACGGACACGCUAUCCCCCCGAUCGCCAGGCGCCUUGGCCAUCAUCCUCCUCAGAGUCUGAACGUAGGUAAACCUCUGUAUCAGUCGGUCUGUUGCAAGCCAAUGCAGAUGUACGUGUUGGAUGUGUCACGCGCAAAAACCUCUGGGACCGUGACCUGGAGAGUUUACGGAAACGGGACCCCUACUGCAGUUACGGGGCCCCCGGAGACCAGCCUCCACACUGUGGUGCAGGGUAGAGGGGAGCUUAUUAUUUUUGGAGGCCUCAUGGACAAGAAACAAAACGUGAAGUACUACCCAAAGACAAACGCCUUGUACUUUGUCCGUGCGAAAAGGUAAUGGUAAUGGAGCUCAGUGCCAGGGUUGCCAUCAUUGGGGUUCAGCACGUGACCACAGUCCUCACAAGGGAAUUGACACAUAAAGGCCUUUUUGUUAUAGGAAGGAUUAUUGGGGAAUCUGUUAGAUGUUCCACUUCACCAUUUCUCCCUCCUGGCUUCUGCAAAUGAAAAUAUCUUAACCACAUUUUGAUAAAAAGUGACUGCUGAGCGGCGUUCUUUUUCACUGCAUCGAUCCCACGUGAUAUUAUGAGCUCCCCAUAAGCUGAACAACCAGACCGUAACAUUUCCGCCUGCCGCCUUCUGAACUCUUAAUGAAGGACGCUGUUGACAGAAACGUAUGACGACUACCUUGCUUUUGGUAUCACUCUUAAAGCCUGCAAUGUUUACAUUGAAAACUGUAUGUGUGUAUGUGUAUGCGUGCGUGUUUAUGCACAGCGGUGGUUAAAAGUUGUGAGAGAUGUGGCACUAUACUAUAAACAGUAAACAAUAAAGGCUUCCACAUCUACUUUGUCCAAGUCUUCUGUACUUAACUGUACUUGAAUUAUUUAAGAUUCAUUUCUUAGAAAUCUAGAGAUCUUAAUUUUU
Molecule: messenger RNA, 3585 nt
Organism: Corythoichthys intestinalis (scribbled pipefish)
Lineage: Eukaryota; Metazoa; Chordata; Actinopteri; Syngnathiformes; Syngnathidae
Gene: fbxo42
Product: F-box protein 42
Exons: 10
Coding region: 896-3001 (701 amino acids)
Cellular component (GO): SCF ubiquitin ligase complex
Molecular function (GO): ubiquitin-like ligase-substrate adaptor activity; protein binding
Source: RefSeq, a predicted model, not a curated record